CGUCGCCACCACUAGCCAUCUAUUCUAUUCAUACAUAUUCGCUACCACACCACACCACACCACUCACAACAGCAUUCUCGCUUUUCACUCUCACAACCCACACACCAUAAAACCACCACAAAACUCUCUUCUUCCUCCGCUACUUCCAUGACGACGUCGUUCGCAGCAGCAUCACCGGCUCUCAGAGACCCCAACCUCCACAUCCCAACCUUCCAUGGCCUCAGAUCUGCUCUCACUCGCAAUGCCCUCCCAUCCACGCGCUCCCUCUCGCUCAUACGCGCCGUCUCCACGCCUGAAACUGUGACUGAGAAGCGUAGCAAAGUCGAAAUAAUCAAAGAGCAAAGCAAUUUCAUAAGAUACCCUCUCAACGAGGAUUUGCUAACAGAUGCUCCCAAUUUGAGCGACUCAGCUGUACAGUUAAUCAAGUUUCAUGGCAGCUACCAGCAGUACAACAGAGAUGAGCGUGGCUCCAGAACCUACUCCUUCAUGAUACGCACUAAAAACCCUUGUGGGAAGGUUCCCAAUAGGCUUUACUUGACCAUGGAUGAUCUCGCCGAUCAAUUUGGAAUCGGGACGCUUCGAUUGACUACCAGGCAGACGUUUCAGCUACAUGGGGUUGUCAAGCAGGAUCUCAAAACUGUUAUGGCUAGCAUUAUCAGGAACAUGGGGUCCAGUCUCGGUGCUUGUGGUGACCUUAACAGGAAUGUGCUUGCUCCUGCGGCUCCCCUUGUGAGAAAUGAUUACCUCUUUGCUCAGCAGACCGCGGAGAAUAUUGCGGCGCUACUGGCUCCGCAGUCUGGUUUUUACUAUGAUAUUUGGGUGGAUGGGGAGAGGAUUAUGUCAGCAGAACCGCCUGAAGUUGUUCAGGCGCGAAAUGAUAAUUCUCAUGGUACAAAUUUCCCUGAUUCGCCUGAGCCCAUUUAUGGAACUCAGUUCUUGCCAAGGAAAUUCAAAGUUGCAGUUACUGUGCCAACUGAUAACUCGGUGGAUAUCCUCACGAAUGAUAUUGGGGUUGUUGUUGUUACUGAUGAUGAUGGGGAGCCUCAAGGGUUCAACAUAUAUGUUGGGGGAGGAAUGGGAAGAACACAUAGGAAUGAAAGCACUUUUCCCCGGUUGGCUGAACCGCUGGGUUAUGUACCGAAAGAGGAUAUUUUGUAUGCAGUGAAAGCAAUUGUGGUUACACAGCGAGAAAAUGGGAGAAGAGAUGACCGCAAGUAUAGUAGAAUGAAAUAUUUGAUCAGCUCUUGGGGAAUUGAAAAGUUCAGAACUGUAGUUGAGCAAUACUAUGGCAAGAAAUUUGAACCUUUCCGCCGCUUGCCAGAAUGGGAAUUUAAAAGUUAUCUUGGGUGGCAUCAGCAGGGUGAUGGCAGUUUAUUUUAUGGGCUUCAUGUUGAUAAUGGUCGUAUUGCUGGGAAAAUGAAGAAGGCAUUGAGGGAGGUUAUUGAGAAAUAUAAUUUGAACGUUCGACUUACUCCAAAUCAGAACAUAAUACUGACUGACAUUCGUGCUGUGUGGAAGCGUCCCAUCACAACAAUUCUCGCUCAAGCUGGUCUUUUGCAACCUAGUCUUGUAGAUCCCCUCAACAGGACGGCAAUGGCCUGCCCUGCUUUCCCAUUAUGUCCAUUGGCUAUUACCGAAGCUGAACGUGGGAUACCAGACAUUCUUAAACGGGUUCGUGGUGUUUUUGAAAAGGUUGGUUUGAAGUACAGCGAGUCUGUAGUUGUAAGGGUAACUGGCUGCCCUAAUGGUUGUGCUAGACCAUACAUGGCUGAGCUUGGACUGGUUGGGGAUGGCCCAAAUAGCUAUCAGAUUUGGCUGGGAGGAACCCCGAAUCAAACAUCGAUAGCUCAAAGUUUCAUGGACAAGGUGAAGCUUCAAGACCUUGAAAAGGUUCUGGAGCCUUUGUUUUAUUAUUGGAAGCAAAAGCGUCAAUCUAAAGAAUCAUUUGGUGUCUUCACAAACCGAAUGGGAUUUGAGAAGCUUAAAGAAUAUGUUGAGAAAUGGGAGGGUCCAGUAGCAGCACCAACACGCCACAACCUUCAGCUUUUUGCUGACAGGGAAACAUAUGAAGCAAUGGAGGAAUCAGCAAAGCUUCAAAACAAGACUGCUCAUCAGUUGGCCAUGGAAGUUAUCCGCAAUUAUGUUGCUGCCAACCAAAAUGGAAAAGAUGAUUCAUUUCAUUGACAUGGCCAAUGAAGGAAGAUUAAAUGUGAUGUUGCUUUGUGCUUGACUGCAAUGGUGGAUAGGCCACUGAAGGAAACUCUCAGUGCUCUUACUGCACGGUAAGCCUGGGUGUAGAUUAAAUUAGUCUUUGGGGAACAGCUUUCAGCUAGAAUCCCUUGGUGCACGAUUUUCAUUAUGAGAUUGUCUGAACACAAAAUAAGCCUUCCUAUAAAAAAAGGGUUUUCAGGCAACUUUGUUUCUCUUCACAUUAAUCCUUCUUGAUAAGAUUUUUUUCCUCAAUUUUGUUCUUGUACCAAUGAAGUUAAUCAGUUAGGAUUUGUUGUUUGUAAUAAUGUUGUUUAUUAGCUUGAGAUUAUGGUAUGUGAUGUGUUUGGGCUGGAA
Molecule: messenger RNA, 2565 nt
Organism: Lotus japonicus
Lineage: Eukaryota; Viridiplantae; Streptophyta; Magnoliopsida; Fabales; Fabaceae
Product: sulfite reductase [ferredoxin], chloroplastic
Exons: 8
Coding region: 148-2184 (678 amino acids)
Biological process (GO): sulfate assimilation
Cellular component (GO): chloroplast stroma; sulfite reductase complex (NADPH)
Molecular function (GO): 4 iron, 4 sulfur cluster binding; sulfite reductase (ferredoxin) activity; heme binding
Source: RefSeq, a predicted model, not a curated record